CAGGUACAAUCACAGCAUAAAGCCUCUCCAGGUCCUCCACCCUCUUAUCAUUUUCUCUUACCUUACAGUCGCCGCCGAUCGCUGGGCGGAGAUAUGAAGAUUCCGGCCGGCGAGAAUUCUACUGCCGCAGGCAAAUGCAAUGGUCGUGUCGCUGAUCAUCGCUGUCACGUUUUACACGAAAAUCCCUAACCGGGAGCGAUUCUGUUGCAGAUUUUCCAAGUCAUCGGCGUUGCCGAGGGAGAGAUAGGUAUCCAGUUUUGUUCGUGUGUAGAUUUUGAUAGGGUUUAUUUGGAUUGAUAUUUGUGUGAUCGGAUGCGGUGAUCAUCGUGACUGAUGGUGGAGAUUGCGUGAAUGGUUUUUGUUCGCUUUUGAAAGCUUUCGUAGCUGAAGCGGGGAGUAGAUUAGAUGUGUGUGAAUUUGUACUCUUGUGUUUGGUUAAUCUGGCCUGUGCAGCAUUGAUUGCAUGUUUCAGUUCAUUACUGUUUUGUAUUUCUGCAAAUUUUGAAGUGAGGGUUUUGGAUUUACGAGCAAGAAUCAGAGUCAUCGGUUUGUGAUAGCGCUUGAUUUGUCAAUUUGAGUCUGUAACCUACAGCAAGUGUUCGGUUUAAGCUCUGAAAAUGGAGCAGAACUGACAGCGUGCUUCAGCUGAGUAUAAUUAGGCCGUAGUCAAGGCAGAUAGUGCAUAGAGUGACGCGUUCAAAACAGAGCAAACGCAGUAGCCAUGCCUUUUCCGAUGAAGAUUCAACCUAUCGAUUCAUACACAGAAUCGAUACGGAACGAGUCCGGCAAACCUGUGUCGAAAUCGCGGCUCAAGAGGCUCUUCGAUCGGCGGUUCACAAGCGUUUUGAGGACUUCAUCUGCGGAUAAACCUGGCGCAGGUGAACCGCAAUAUAACAAAGAGGGAGGGAGUGAGUUCGAGCCGAGCUCUGUGUGUUUGGAUAAAAUGGUGCAGAAUUUCAUCGAGGACAACAACGAGAAGCCGUCGGCCGUGAAAUGUGGCCGUAAUCGCUGCAAUUGCUUCAACGGAAACAGUAGUAGCUCCGACGAUGAGUUUGAUGUGCUUGGAGCUUUCGGCGAGUCACUCCCUACGGCGUCAUCUAGCGAUGCAACCGAAAUGCUGAAGAGUUUGAUUCCUUGCGCGAGUGUUUCCGAGAGAAAUCUCUUAGCAGACACUGCGAAGAUCGUAGAGAAUAAUAAACUCUGCAAGCUGAAGGAUGAUUUGAGACGAAUUGUCGCGGAUGGUUUAACAGCUCUCACUUACGAUGCUUCAAUGUGUAAAUCACGUUGGGAGAAAUCUCUUUCUUACCCAGCCGGGGAGUAUGAAUUCAUAGACGUGAUCGUGGAAGAGGAGAGAUUGCUGAUCGACAUCGACUUCAGGUCAGAAUUCGAGAUCGCUCGCCCGACCGGCACCUACAAAUUGAUCCUCCAAUCUCUGCCGUACACUUUCGUCGGCAAGCCCGAUCGCCUCCAGCAAAUCAUCUCCGUCGUAUCGGAGGCCGCGAAACAGAGCUUGAAGAAGAGGGGAAUGCCCUUGCCGCCGUGGAGAAAAGCCGAGUACAUGCGAGCCAAAUGGCUCUCUCCUCACACGAGAACCACACCUUCCUCUACAUCACCAAUCAAAGCCAUUAAACAAACCAAUCCCGAGAAUGAACAGCCCUCAGAUAGCGAUGGUGGAGAGCUAGAACUAAUUUUCGGAGAUCACUCCCCGCCGUCGGAGGCGAAUUCCGGCGAGUCGCAGCCGUCGCCAGCGGCUGCAAAAUCCGUCGUUGAAGAGAGGCCGGCGACUCCUGUGCUGUCUCCGUGGCAGCCUCCGGCGAUCAAACCGAAGAGUUGUGAUAGAGGAGCUAAGGUCAUCGCCGGAUUAGCUACCCUCCUCAAAGAGAAAAUCUAAAAAAUUUUGGAUAUUUUUUUCAGUUUUCCCCUUAAAUUCCCGUCUAGUAAAAAAAGAUAUAAGAAAUAUUACAUAUAUAUAUAUAUAUAUAUAUAUAUAUAUAUAUAUAUAUUAAAUCGGAAGAAUCUGGACAAUGGUACAAUCUUUGAUCUUUUCCCUUUUUUUUUUUUUGGUUUGAACUUUGAAGGAGUCUAUCUGUGUAAGAAGCAAAAUCUAUGAUCCAUUGUAAUAAAUUUUUUUGUAGCUAACAUCAAGUUCUAGUAAAAUCAUUAAAUAAUAAGCAUUGUGUUGAACGCA
This is a messenger RNA of Malania oleifera, 2188 nucleotides long. RefSeq lists its product as uncharacterized. Lineage: Eukaryota; Viridiplantae; Streptophyta; Magnoliopsida; Santalales; Ximeniaceae. The record is from RefSeq and is a predicted model, not a curated record. Bases 722 to 1891 code for a protein of 389 amino acids. The transcript has 3 exons.